This is a messenger RNA of Onthophagus taurus, 432 nucleotides long. The record is from RefSeq and is a predicted model, not a curated record. NCBI's taxonomy places the organism in Eukaryota, Metazoa, Arthropoda, Insecta, Coleoptera, Scarabaeidae.
AUGGGUUUAUCAGGAAGUAGAACUAGAAAACUUAUUCUAGUAAAUGAAGGGGAUACUAAAUGCGGUAAAGGCGGGCCUUUACCUCCAGAAAUUACCAAAAUUAUGAAAGACAUGGACAAAGCAGAAGGACGAGAUAAAGAACCUCCUAAAAAGGAUUACUGGGGUGACCGCGUCAAACAAAUGCAGAAAAAACACGACGAGAUUGCUGGCGUUAUGGAAUCAGCAUAUCAUAAAGCUUUUGAAGAAUUGGGCGGAAAACGACCCGGAAAAACAUCCACGUACGUUCCUUGUGCAGCUGAUACAAAAAAGCUUAUCGCGUGCUACAAGAGCCACCCUAAUGAACCGAUGUUAUGUGCUGAACUCUUUCAGGCUUUCGAAGAAUGUGUCACAAGAGAACGUAUAGAAGCUACCAUAGAAUGCUGUUGUGAAUAA